Molecule: messenger RNA, 990 nt
Organism: Alternaria burnsii
Lineage: Eukaryota; Fungi; Ascomycota; Dothideomycetes; Pleosporales; Pleosporaceae
Product: chitin synthase export chaperone
Exons: 3
Coding region: 1-990 (329 amino acids)
Biological process (GO): protein folding
Cellular component (GO): endoplasmic reticulum membrane
Source: RefSeq, a predicted model, not a curated record
AUGGGCUUCGGCGACUUUCAGACGAUUUGCGAAAAGGCACCGCUGCCGCUAUGCGCUCUUGUGGGUCACCAGGAUAUCAAUAAUGGCGUCGGCAUCCAGACCGAGUGCUAUGCGCGGACGGUCGAGAUUGCGAAUACCCUCAUCUUCGAGACGGCCAACGACUUUAUGCACAUCCUGGCCAUGGUCAUGACAGUCGUCAUGAUUAUCCAUGUGCGUUCCAAGUUCACGGCUGUUGGCCGAAAGGAGAUCACGUCGUUCUUUUACAUCUACCUCUUCCUCACCAUCAUAUCGCUCGUCCUCGAUGCCGGUGUCGCCGCCCCUGGUUCUGCCGCUUACCCCUACUUCGCUGCCGCCCAGAACGGCCUCGUCUCCGCGCUAUGUACCUGCUUGCUGAUCAACGGCUUCGUCGGUUUCCAACUCUACGAAGACGGUACAACACUAUCAGUAUGGCUACUGCGUCUCUCCACCCUGGUCAUGUUCAUCGUCGGCGGUGCUGUGAACCUCUUGACCUUCAAAGGCUGGGCCGGACUGAACCCCGGAAACCCUAUCGGUAUCUUUGUCGUUACUUACAUUGUCAACGCCAUUUGCCUUUUCGUCUACGCCGUCAGCCAGAUCAUUCUGGUUGUCGGAACCCUCGAAGACCGCUGGCCACUGGGUGAUAUCUCGUUUGGCAUCUUCUUCUUCGUUAUUGGUCAGGUCAUCCUCUAUGUCUUCAGCGACACCAUCUGCGACCAAGUACAGCACUACAUCGAUGGCCUCUUCUUCGCCACCAUUUGCAACCUGCUCGCAGUCAUGAUGUACUGGGAUUCCAUCACUCGCGAAGACCUCGAAUUUUCCGUCGGCGUCAAGCAACACAACUGGGAGAUCAAAGAGCCCCUAGACUACGAAGACAAGCGCGGCACCAUGUACCAGCAAUCCGAGUACGAGCCAUCAUUAUACCAGCAACCAUACCACCCACGCAACUCGCACUACUCCGCCGUUGGCCACUGA